AUGUCGGACGAAAAGAGGAUGUCGAUUGAAAAGGUCGACGUGGCCAUUGAGACCACAGAGACGGACAUUUCUGCCGCAGCGGUGCAGGCCAGAUUCCCAACACUCCAAGAUCUUGACGAAGCAGAGAUGGCGGCUCUCAACAAACGGUUACUCCGUCGAAUUGAUUGGCGUCUGAUGCCAACAAUCACCAUCAUGUUUUUGAUGAACUAUCUCGAUCGUAUCAAUGUUAGCAACGCACGUCUCGCCGGCCUUCAAGAAGAUCUCGGCAUGAGUGAUUCCGUGUGGAAUGCAGGAAUCUCAACCUUUUACGUUGGAUAUCUCAUAGGACAAUUGCCAGGCAACCUGUGGUUGGCAAAAGUCAGACCGAGUCUACUACUUCCUGGCAUGAUGAUUGGAUGGAGCAUCUGCACCAUCUGUAUGCCMGCUUGCACUUCCGGCGUUGGUUUCUGCAUGGUUAGAUUCGUUACUGGUCUAUGUGAAGCGCCUUUCUUCCCCGGAAUCACUUUGAUGACAUCCUCAUGGUACACCAGAGACGAAAGUCCCAUGCGCAUGGCCAUCUGGCACGCCGGCAACACCAUUUCAAACAUCAUCUCUGGUUUCCUGGCCGCUGGAAUUCUCCACCACAUGGGCGGUAUCGCCGGCCUUUACAGCUGGCAAUGGUUCUUCAUCAUCGAGGGAGGAGUCAGUAUCCUCGUCGGCGUCGUCGCAUUUUUCCUCCUCCCAGACUGGCCUGAGAAUACGCGCUGGCUCAAGCAAGAAGAGCGAGAGAUGGCUCAAUACCGAGUGAUCAUGUCCAACGGAGGAAAGGAAGAGCAAGUCGGUGGCACUUGGGACGGACUCAAGGACGCCGUCAAAGAUCCCUUCACUUGGAUGUUCUGCGGCAUGCACUUCUCCCUCAUCAACGCCCAAUCCUUCAAAGACUUUUUCCCAUCGAUCAUCAAGACUUUCGGCUUCAGCGAGCUCAACACCUACCUCGUCCAAGCCCCUCCAUAUGCCCUCGCCUACGCCGUCGCCUGUGCCUGCGCCUGGAGCUCCGGCAAAUUCCGAGAAUCCUGCUACCACAUCAUCGUCCCCAUUUUCGCAUCAGCCAUUGGCGUCUCCCUCAUGAUGUCCACCCCUAACGUGGGCGCACGAUAUUUCGGUGCCUGUCUCCUCAUCUGCGGAACAUACAACGGUCUCAAUUUACAGCUCUCCUGGGAAACCACUCUAGUCCCAGCGCCACGAAGCAAAAAAGCCGCAUUGAUCGCCAUUGCCAAUUGCGUGAGUCAGUGCAGUCAUUGGUUCUCCCCGCAUUUCUUCCCCACGAGCCAGGAGCCGUUUUAUCGUCUGGGAGGUGGGUUGAUUUUAUUCGGAUGCUUGUGCACUGUGCUGCUCUGUUGGGCAGUCAAGGGGUGGGCUAAGAGGCUGAAUAAGAAGUUGGWUGAGGCGGAGGGGUAUAGUGCGCAUACUGGUGUUGAGCGAGGUUGGAGAUUCGCUUAUUGA
Messenger RNA from Ramularia collo-cygni, 1482 nucleotides. RefSeq names its product related to putative tartrate transporter. The transcript is spliced from 6 exons. Gene Ontology annotation, molecular function: transmembrane transporter activity. Gene Ontology annotation, biological process: transmembrane transport. Gene Ontology annotation, cellular component: membrane. The record is from RefSeq and is a predicted model, not a curated record. The coding region runs from base 1 to 1482 and encodes 493 amino acids. Lineage: Eukaryota; Fungi; Ascomycota; Dothideomycetes; Mycosphaerellales; Mycosphaerellaceae.